GGCAAAAGACAGUUGAUGACAAUUGAAAGGUGUUGUUGAUGGUGCACACACACAAAAUGGUGGUUACAGUAGUGCUCCCGCUAGUAUAAAUGCUGUAUUUUGGAUUAUUUGCGCCUGAAUCGUUUGUGACCCAGUUGGUAUAGCCGCAAGUUAUUUGGACUUCAGGACGUUGAAAUAUGGAAAAGUUUUCCAUAAUUAUCUAAAAUUUCAAUUGCCGGCGAAGUGGAAUCACACUAGAAUUGAAAUCUUUUAAGUUCAACUUUUUGAGUGCUGUAUGAUUAUGUACACGGGAACGACAACCGAGCAGGACAAUCGCUUUAGCGAUAAGGAGAAGAAACUGCUCAAGCAGAUGAAGUUUAAUGUCUGCUUAAAUCAGCGAGUGGACAUGUCCAAGAUCAAACUGGACGUGAUCAAGCCAUGGAUGGAGGACAAAUUGACAGAAAUAUUAAAAAUUGACGAUGAUGUGGUGGUGGACUUUGUCUGCAACCAGCUGCUGGAUGAAAGAUUUCCAGAUCCAAAAAAGAUCCAGAUCAAUAUCACCGGGUUCCUGGAGCAGAAGAACGCGCGGGAAUUCAUGGCGGAGCUCUGGACGCUUCUGAUAUCCGCGCAGGAAAAUCCCACAGGCAUCCCCGACACUCUGAUCGACCUGAAGCGAGAGGAAAUGGCAUUGAAAAAGGAGAAGGAAGACCGCGAGAAAGAAACUCGCGAACGCGACAGGGAGAAGUCGGAAAAAGAGCGCAAGUACAGGGAUCGCGAUAGAUCAAGAUCCAGAAGGUCCAGGUCGCGUUCCAGAGGUCGCAAGCGGUCUUCCAGCCGCCAGCGCAGCAACGCGAAGGGCAGAGACCGGAACUCCAGCCGCGACAAGAAGUCCCGAAGCAAAGACAGGCACUCGAGGACAAACGACCGGAGGUCCCACACCAAGGACCGAAAAUCGAAGAGCAAAGAGCGGGCGUCAAAGAGCAAGAACCGGCAGAGUAGGAGCCGGGAGCGGAAGUCGCGCAAAACGGCCAGCAAGUCGAGAAGUCGGGAGCGGCGGUCCCCCAGCAAGGCGAACUCGCUGCGCAACAAGGCCGACCGAUCAGCCAGCAGGGGACGCAAGUCGACCAGUAGGACCAGAAGGAGCAGGAGCGGCAGCAACGCGGAGAGCCGCCCAAAGUCCCAGGAUCGUGCGAAGCGCGACAAACGCUCCAAGAGCAAAUCGAGGCGAUCCCACUCCAAGUCCAGCUCGCCUAAGCCGGAGGAACCGCCCCAGAACAACGGCAAUGUCAGCCCGAGGAAGGAAAACGGAAAAGAAGACCCGGAACCGCCCGCGUCUAAACCAGCCGAAAAUCCAGGCCAGCCGAUCUCCAAGCUCCAGGCCAAGCUGAUGUCUUUGGCUGAAAACAACAACCGCUCUGCGGCCUCCCGUUCCAGAUCUAGAUCCAAAUCCCGAUCAUCCAGCGCCACGUCUUUCAAGGGCAAAUCCAGGUCCCGCUCCAAGGGCCGCGCCAAGGACAAGCGCGGCUCCAGGUCCAGUUCGCGCGACUCCAAAGACAAGUUCGAAAUCAAGAAGAGCGAAAACAGCGUGCAGAAGAAGCGCCACUACCGCUCCAACAAGGACAGUUCGGACAGCGAAGCGGACAGAAAGAAGCGCCGCUCUCGAUCGAGGAAACGCAGCCGGGAUGCGAGCCGCAGGAGUGCCUCGCGAUCCAAACGGUCCCUAAGUAAGAAGCGAAGUCUCUCCAAAAGACGGAGCGGUUCAAGGAAAAGGAGCCCCAGCGGACGGCGUCGCAGCGCCUCCAGGGGCCGCAAGAGUCCAUCGCAUCGCAGGAGCGUGUCUCGCAGGCGCAGUCCUCGUGCCCGGCGCAGCUACAGUCGGCGGCGCAGCUUGAGCAGGUCCAGACGCAGCUUGAGCCGCAACCGAAGAAGUCGUCGCAGCAGAAGCAGGCGAAGCCCCAUUCGGCGCAGAAGUCGCAGCUUGAGUCGCCGCCGAAGCCGCGAUAGGAGGAACCGACGAAGCCGCAGCAGAAAUCGGGGUUUCAGAAGGUCGCCAAUAAGAGACCGCAGACGGUCGAGGAGCCGCGACAGAAGAUCGCGUUCCAGAAAGCGUUCGGUGGAUCGAAACAGUUCGAGGAGAAAGUCCUCCAACAGGGAGAAGGCCCGCAAAGCCAGUCCCAGUCCAGUGAAGAAGGACGAACGCAAAGAAAAAGAGGACUCGAAGUCCGGAAAAGUGGCGCAAUUCAUCCGACUAAUCGAGGAAAAACGCGACGCGCCCGGUGGCAAAAAGUCCGAAGAAUCGAAGAAAGUGGACAAGGACUUGAAUGUUCAAGAAAAACGGAAAGGCGCCCAUUCGGAUGAGAAAGCGCAUGAGAGUCGCGCCAAGGAAAAAGGUAAGAAAUCCAAGUCGAGGAGCUCGAGUCCGCAGAAGUCCUACCCGAUUCCUCCGCUGGGCCCCCCGCGCUAUUCCAAGAGCCUGUCCAGGACGCCGUCGCCCUUCAUUAAGGCCAAUGAAUUUCCGCCAAAGGGUAAAUUGGAAAACUCUGUGGGCGACGAUAAGAAGAAACGCCCCAAAGAAAAGCUGGAAAUCAAGACGAAAAAGCGAACGAAGAAAGUGUCCCGAUCUGAGAGCGAGAGCUCCAGUGAUUCUGAGAGUGAGGAUCAGAAGGAACGCAAGAAGAGGCGCACUAAGCGCCGGGCUAGAAAGCGCGAAACCAGCUCCAGCGAUAGUGACGACGAUGACUCGGUAAAAAGCAAAAAGGAUCGCGCUAGCAGUGUGGAGAUUGAGAUGAGAGGCAAAAAACACAAAGAGCGGAGAAAGGACGAGGAUAGUGCGGACGAAAAACGCGUCGUAAAGAAGCGACGGCAGAGCUCCGAUUCCGAACCGGAGGAGAAAAAGAGCAAAAAAAAGCGCUCGGUGAGCUUGGAAAAACCAAAAAAGACCAAGAAAGACAUUUCGAGCGAAAGCGACAGUCACAAAAGAAGCAAGAAGCGAAAAGACAGCUCGGAUGAGUCGGACAGAGUGAAGUCGAAGCGCUCACGCAAGGAUUCAUCUUCAGAAAGCGAUGACGAUGUCAGCAAGAAGCGCAAACAUAGAAAGCGAACCAAGUCCGAGAGUGAAUCGGAGGAAGAAAUCGAGGGCAAGAAACGCAAAAAGGACAAGAAGCAUAAAAAGAAGAAGAAGCACUCGAAGAAACACAAAAAGCACAAGAAAAAGAAGCCGGAGAGCGAGGACUCUGAAAGUGAGUUAGACGAACAGGUCAUCGAGGACGAGAAGAAAUUGCGCGAGAAAGCCCUCAAGUCGAUAAAUAAGUUUAAGUAAAUUUUGUGGUCAAGUCGUAAAUAAACUUUAAAGCUGCUAAAA
Messenger RNA from Dendroctonus ponderosae (mountain pine beetle), 3340 nucleotides. It is a transcript of the gene Srrm1, whose product is annotated as serine/arginine repetitive matrix protein 1. Lineage: Eukaryota; Metazoa; Arthropoda; Insecta; Coleoptera; Curculionidae. The coding region runs from base 275 to 3298 and encodes 1007 amino acids. The record is from RefSeq and is a predicted model, not a curated record. Gene Ontology annotation, biological process: regulation of mRNA splicing, via spliceosome; mRNA processing. Gene Ontology annotation, cellular component: spliceosomal complex. The transcript has 8 exons. Gene Ontology annotation, molecular function: RNA binding.